UCUACUCGUAUAAUCGCAUUCAUUCACCAACCCUAAACAUAAUCAUCUCAUGCCCCUCUGCCUGUGGUAUAUAACCCAAACUAAAGCCGCCUAAAGCUACAUCGAUCUGCACACGACAAGAGAACCAAAGACACAAUCCGUACGCACGCACACAUCAUGCCAAUGGAGAAGAAGCACAGGCACGCGAGGUCCAGGAGCUUCAGCGGCGGCGCCAUCGUCUCCUUCCUCAAGAGCACGGCGGCAUCCUUCACGGCGACCACCACCACGGCCUCCGCGCCGCCGCCGCCGCACGGCAGGUCGUCGUUCAACCACCGCAACGCCUUCUCGGGGCCCAUCGUCUCCAUCGUCCCGCCGGAGGCGCGCGGCGGCGGCGGCGGCAGCCGCCGGGAGCACCGCUCCGGGUACCGGACGCCCGAGCCGUCGUCGCCCAAGGUCUCCUGCAUCGGCCAGAUCAAGAAGGCCAACGCCAAGAAGGUCAAGGCGAGCUGCAAGAACGGCGCGUGCCCGCUCCCGCCCCGGCCGCCGGCCGACGCCGCCGCCGCGCGUAGGCAGAAGAGCUCGCUCGUCAGGAGGAUGCUCUUCCGCCGCAGCAGGUCGCGGAAGGCGUCAUCGUCGUCGUCGAGGGACGGCGGCUUCUUCAAGGGGAGGACGGCCGGGCGCGCCGGCGCCGCCGUGGCUGCGGCGCCGGCACCGGCGGGGCUCGGGCAGAUGAAGCGGUUCACCAGCGGCCGCGCGGCGUUCGAGGACUUCGACUGGAGGGAGGCGGAGAGGAUGGCGAGUGACGACGACGACGACGUGCUCGUCGCGCACUCGGCGCCGCUCGUGCUCGGCGGCGGCCUGGUGGCGUCGGAGCCGAGGAAGGAGGUGAACCUCUGGAGCCGGCGACCCAUGGCUCCUCCCACUCCGCUUCGACUUCCAUAGAUGACGUCAGCGUGCAUGAGCUUUUGCAUGCGUGUUCAUCGAUCUGUUCGUCCAUUUCUAGGCCCAAAUGCGAGCGUAUUCCCAUUCCAAUGUAAUUUUUUGAUUUUUUUUUGUUCUUGGAGUAAUUUGUACAGUCAUAUACUUCACACGAAACUGAUCAAAAGUACAUCGAUAGUUGUUUUUUCUUCUCCUUAAAUUUUAGAUGUGAUGCUUUUGUUUAGAAAAGAAGAUACAACGAAAGAGAACAAAAUAAUUAAAAAAAGGUUGUUAGAUGAAAACAACUUGUUGUUUUGAUAAGUAUAUGAAUGGAUUUCGUGUAAGAUGAGUCUUGGAA
Messenger RNA from Oryza sativa Japonica Group (Japanese rice), 1255 nucleotides. RefSeq lists its product as uncharacterized. NCBI's taxonomy places the organism in Eukaryota, Viridiplantae, Streptophyta, Magnoliopsida, Poales, Poaceae. The record is from RefSeq and is a predicted model, not a curated record.